Molecule: messenger RNA, 846 nt
Organism: Exophiala aquamarina CBS 119918
Lineage: Eukaryota; Fungi; Ascomycota; Eurotiomycetes; Chaetothyriales; Herpotrichiellaceae
Exons: 3
Coding region: 1-846 (281 amino acids)
Biological process (GO): mycotoxin biosynthetic process
Source: RefSeq, a predicted model, not a curated record
AUGCCAUCCGCACUUCGUUUCCGGCCUCUGCAGCAUCGCAACUCGAUCACCUCGAUACCAAGGACACCCAAAUCUCCCUGGGGUGCAUACACCGGCGAGGUUGUCCCGUAUGGGCCUCACCGUCCUGGUCGGUUCCAGAGAACGAAAGCCACUCUCCUAGUCGCAGUGCUCCUGGCCACGUUACUCGGCGGUGCCUCAUGGUUCUACCCCCAGCUCUUGAUUCUUCCAGGAGCCACGGUCAAUCACACAAGGCCUUCCUUGUCGCGAUUGUGGCGGCCAUCACCUUCCUCUUCCUCUACCCCGUCGUCCAAUGCGGAACGAUUCGUACCUUCAUUCCCAUUGUAUGAAAUGACCUUCCAAGACAACUAUAUAUUCCAGCGCAAGGGGAAGGCCGCUGAUCGGGCUUGGGAGACAAUGUUCCCCCACGGCGGCGGCAGUGUUGCGAUCAAGAACCCCCGGGAGUACGGGCUACCGCCCAGUUUCGCUGCUCCCGAUGAUUCAGGGAAAGCGUCAGGUACCGAGGUCUACGAGGUCUCGGUCAUAAGGCAACUAGGCUGUCUGACCCUUCUCCGUCGGAUCCUCAUCGACUAUGAAGACAAUGUGCCUUCGCAAGUGCAGACCCAAGCUCAUGCAUUCCAUUGCCUCGACCACGUCCGACAGGCCAUCCUCUGCGCCUCAGACACGAGUCUCGAAGCGAUCAGUGAAAGGGAAAGUGGGCUUCAGUACCCGGACGUAAUGAGUAAUUCGGAAGGUAGCACUCCUGGGUUUAAGUCGGCGCGCCAUACCUGCAAAAAUUGGUCCGAGGUGAGGGCUUGGAUAGAGCUUAACCGUCCUGAUGAUAGGUAG